AUGUUGAAGCUCAACAGGCGAUUGGCGGCAGAUCCACAGGCUCAUACACUAUACCGGAAAUUCAUUAAGGAGUAUGAGGCCUUGGAUCACAUGCAACGGGCACCAUCGACGUCAGAGACACGGCUGGCAUACUACUUGCCUCAUCACGGAGUGCUGAGACCGGAUAGCACGACGACCAAACUAAGGGUCGUAUUCGACGCUUCACAUCGAAGCUCUACGGGAGUGUCACUGAAUGAUAUCCUUCAUUCAGGACCGAAACUUCAAACGGAGUGCUCUGACGUCCUCAUCUGGCUUCGUCGGCAUCGAUUGGUCUUCGGAGCGGACAUCGAGAAAAUGUUCCGCCAGAUUCGCGUCCAUCAGGAUGAUUGGGACUAUCAACGAAUCUUCUGGAAGGACGACGACGGCCAGAUCAUCGAAUAUCGGUUAACAACGGUCACUUACGGGACCAGCUGUGCACCUUGGCUGUCUCUUCGGGUGCUGAAGCAGCUGGCAAUCGAUGAAGCUCAUCGAUUUCCUUUGGCUUUAUCAACGUUCGCACGGGGGCGAUACGUUGACGAUAUCUACGGAGGUGCAGAAACCGAAGAGGAAUUGGAAGCAAUAAUCAAGGAUCUAAUCGGACUCUGCAUGGCGGGCGGCAUGCCACUGCAGAAAUGGUGCAGCAACGCGCCACGGACACUCGGACAACUCGGAAUAUCGGCGGAAUCAGCUCCAACUAUCGAAUUCGGGGAAUCAUCAGUGAAAGUGCUGGGCCUCUGCUGGCAGCCUCAGACAGACACUUUCCACUUCAAGGCAAGAAACUUCAGCGGAGACACCAUCACCAAACGCGUAAUCCUGUCCGAGAUUGCGCAAAUUUAUGAUCCUUUGGGACUAAUAGCACCGGUCACCAUCACGUCAAAAAUAUUCAUUCAAGAAUUGUGGCUGCUCAAACUCGACUGGGACGAGCAAAUACCAAUGACACACGCUAAACGGUGGAGAAGUUUCAGGGAGGAACUUCAACGGCUGAGCAGCCUAUCAAUACCACGAUGGCUACGUCUUUCAGCGGGAAAGAAAAUACAACUUCACGGAUUUGCGGACGCAUCGACCCUGGCAAUGGGUGCAUCGGUCUAUCUUCGAUCCUGGUCAGCAUCAUCGGGAGUCAACGUCAACUUGGUUUGUGCCAAAACCAAGGUGGCUCCCCUCAAGAAGAUGACCAUUCCACGGCUGGAGCUCACGGCAGCUGUCAUGGUCACAAAUCUAAUGGCCUAUGUACAGCGAGCUCUGGAACUUGACGAUGCGGAGCUCUACUUAUGGAGCGACUCAUCAGUAGCCAUCGCAUGGAUCAACGGAGAUCCAUCACGGUGGAAGGACUUUGUGCAGAACAGGGUUCUCAAGAUCCAAGAAACCCUGCCUACUGCCAAAUGGAAUCACAUCAACGGCAAGGAGAAUCCAGCGGACUGCGCAUCAAGAGGAAUAUCACCACCGGAAUUGCGGGAGCAUCAUCUCUGGUGGACUGGACCAUCAUGGCUUGUCCAACCACCAGAACAAUGGGUAGCAGCAUCAACGGAAGGAGCAUCAACGGAAUUAGCAUCAGCCUCGGAAUUAGCAUCAGCGGUGGCAAUGGAGGCGAAACCACCCACCACCAGCUCAUAUCCAGUGCACAUUGUCGACGAAGAUGCACUGAUCAAUCGGAUUUCGUCAUGGAACAAGCUAGCUCGAAUCACAGCCUGGGUGAAUCGAGCAAUAAACAAAUUCAAGGGACAACCAACACCGGAUUCUCCACAACUCGGAACUACGGAAAUAGAGGACGGAAGACUAUUCUGGGUUAAGUACACCCAACAGCGAUACUUCGAACGGGAAAUCAACAUAUUGAAGGCUGGAAGAUCACUGGCAGCCAAGCAUCGUAUGGCGACGCUGACGCCAUACCUGGAGAACGACCUCAUCAGAGGAGCUUCCACGGGGGAACGCAACUCACGUUGGCACACAUCCGGCAGAGGUACUGGAUCAUCGGAGGACGGGCACCAGUACGCUCACACAUAUUAA
Molecule: messenger RNA, 2019 nt
Organism: Diachasmimorpha longicaudata
Lineage: Eukaryota; Metazoa; Arthropoda; Insecta; Hymenoptera; Braconidae
Exons: 3
Coding region: 1-2019 (672 amino acids)
Source: RefSeq, a predicted model, not a curated record